Acytostelium subglobosum LB1 is the source of this 180-nucleotide messenger RNA. RefSeq lists its product as hypothetical. Bases 1 to 180 code for a protein of 59 amino acids. Lineage: Eukaryota; Evosea; Eumycetozoa; Acytosteliales; Acytosteliaceae. The transcript has a single exon. The record is from RefSeq and is a predicted model, not a curated record.
AUGAGCCACUGUGCAGAUGUUGAGUGGGCCAUGGAGAGCGACCAGCUUCUUCAUCCUUUUGAUAGCAACUUUGACAUUGUGCGCUUGCGAGCGAUCAUCCUAUACCCAUCUUGCCCAGUGACGCUCUCCGUGCUCCGUGUAGUAUAUGAAGUCCAUGCGCUGCUUGUCAGCACUGGCUAG